GCGCCCGCCCACCGAGGCACCACCCCCUUUUUCCCUUCUUCUUAUCUUGCCUGCGAUUGGUUGGUGGGGAAAGUUUUUUUUAAAAAGCAGCAAGGCGAGGAGCACGUGACCCAAGCCGUGCGCUCUGUGGAAGGCUGUGGAAGCUUCAGCGGAAGAGCUUCCAGAAACAAGGAGGAAGGUGCUUUGCCACGCCAUGGACGACGAGGAUUGGGACAUGGAGAUCCACGGGAAAGAAGGGGCUGCUGCUGCUGUUACUUUGCCGGCUUUCCAGCCCAGCUUCCAGAAAAGGGGGGUGUUAUCUGGAAGAGUAAAUGAAACAACAUCCAGCUUCAGUAAGAUACCAGGUGUUGAUGGAACACCAAACAGAGAUGAGAAACCAACAGGUGGAUUUGGGGGUGGAUUUGGAGGUGGAAGGAUAUUUGCAAACAGAGGAAACAGGUAUGAAGAAAGACAGAGUUUUGAUUCAGAAAGAGAAUUUGGUGAUAAUGAAGACAGUCAGUCAGACAGAAGAGGUCUAAGGAGAGGAGGUUUUCAAGGAAUGAGUGACAAUGGUGCUCGUAGGGGUGGAAGAGGACCAUUUCAAGGUGGCAAAGGAGGAUAUGGGCAAUUUGCAAAUGAUGAAAAUGAGAGGCAGGAUAUAAGAUCAGGUUCUGACAGCUUUGGCUUUAGAAGAGGAGGUUUCGGUGCUCCAGCAGGUGACUUUGAUAAUAGAGGAAGAGGAUUUGGAGGCAGAGGGGGAUACAAAGGAAAUGAUGAAGAAAUAAUAGGUGGCUCUGAAAGAAGUAUGUGGAGAUCAGAUGGAGACCCAGAAAAAGGUGAUGGUGGAGGUCCAAAGGUGACAUACAUACCACCUCCACCACCAGAUGCUGAAUCUGCUAUCUUUGCACGUUACCAGACAGGGAUAAAUUUUGACAAAUACGAUAAUAUUCUUGUGGAGGUUUCGGGACUUGAUCCCCCAUCAGCAAUACUGACAUUUGAUGAAGCUAAUCUGUGCCAAAUAUUAAUGGAGAACAUUGCUAGAGCUGGAUAUUUUAAACUUACUCCGGUGCAGAAACACAGUAUUCCGAUUGUGCUGGCAGGACGUGAUUUAAUGGCAUGUGCUCAAACGGGAUCUGGGAAAACAGCAGCUUUUCUUAUUCCAAUUUUGGCUCAUAUGUUACGCGAUGGAAUUACUGCUACUCACUUCAAAGAACAACAAGAACCAGAAUGUAUUAUUGUAGCUCCAACUAGAGAACUGAUAAAUCAGAUAUUUUUGGAAUCAAGAAAAUUUUCAUAUGGAACAUGUGUAAGGCCAGUUGUCAUUUAUGGAGGUAUACAAAUGGGACAUACAAUUCAUCAGAUAAUGCAAGGGUGUAAUAUACUGUGUGCUACUCCAGGAAGGCUUUUGGAUAUCAUAAACAGAGGAAAGAUUGGGCUGACCAAAUUAAAAUAUUUGGUGUUAGAUGAAGCAGACCGUAUGCUGGACAUGGGAUUUGGUCCUGAUAUGAAGAAGUUGAUUUCAAGUCCAGGCAUGCCCUCAAAGGAUCAACGGCAGACGCUUAUGUUUAGUGCUACUUUUCCUGAGGAAAUCCAGAGGCUCGCUGGAGAAUUUUUGAAGGUAGACUACUUAUUUGUUGUUGUUGGACAAGUGGGCGGCGCCUGCAGUGAUGUUGAACAGACUAUACUUCAAGUAAAUCAAUAUGACAAGAGGGAGAAGCUUCUGGAAAUUCUCAAUGCCAUAGGUAAGGAACGAACAAUGGUGUUUGUGGAAACUAAGAAAAAAGCAGACUUCAUUGCAACUUUUCUUUGUCAGGAAUACAUACCAACGACAAGCAUUCAUGGUGAUCGAGAGCAGAGAGAGAGAGAAGAAGCUCUUCAGUGUUUUCGUUCUGGAAAAUGCCCUGUGCUUGUUGCGACUUCAGUUGCAGCAAGGGGCCUGGAUAUUGAAAAUGUUCAACAUGUUAUAAAUUUUGAUCUUCCUUCUGCAAUUGAUGAAUAUGUUCAUAGAAUUGGACGAACUGGACGUUGUGGAAAUACAGGAAAAGCAAUUUCUUUCUUUGAUCCUCGUUCAGACAGUUCUAUUGCACAGCCUCUAGUCAAAGUGCUAGCAGAUGCUCAACAAGAAGUUCCAGCAUGGCUAGAAGAAAUUGCUUGUAGUUCUUGUGGAACUAACUUUAGCAUUCCAAGGGGAAAUACAUUUGCAUCUGUUGAUUCUCGAAAGGUUUUCCAUGCCAAGGAGAAUCAGCACAGUGGAGAAUCUGCAGCAUCAAAUAUAAGUGCUGCUGAUGAAUCAUGGGAGUAGGGCUACCUUUGGUUCAGAACAAAGUUUUCAAUUUCCUAUACUGAAUUUUCCAAAUAAUAUAAUUGAGAUGGUAUGGAGGGAAUUAGGUGAAUAUAAUUCGUUUUCAGUUCUUGUGAUUUCAAUGGGACUUACUUCCAAGUAAGUGUGCUUAGAUUGUGAACCUAAAAUGUUUUAAAAAAUGUUUUAUGUUACUACUCCCUUGUGUUGAGGAUAUACAUAUAAGCAUAUCAGAGUAAGAAUUUAGUUGGUAUGCUUAAUGGUUGUGUGAAGUAACACCACUUUGUUGUACAGAACUGUUUUAGUUUAUUGUAAAAAUUCAAAUAAAAAUUAAAAAAUCA
This is a messenger RNA of Anolis carolinensis (green anole), 2619 nucleotides long. RefSeq names its product DEAD-box helicase 4 (gene ddx4). Gene Ontology annotation, molecular function: RNA binding; ATP binding; RNA helicase activity. NCBI's taxonomy places the organism in Eukaryota, Metazoa, Chordata, Lepidosauria, Squamata, Anolidae. The coding region runs from base 194 to 2281 and encodes 695 amino acids. The record is from RefSeq and is a predicted model, not a curated record. The transcript is spliced from 21 exons. Gene Ontology annotation, cellular component: P granule; nucleus. Gene Ontology annotation, biological process: gamete generation; cell differentiation.